Perca fluviatilis (European perch) is the source of this 937-nucleotide messenger RNA. RefSeq names its product G2/M phase-specific E3 ubiquitin-protein ligase-like. The transcript has 5 exons. The record is from RefSeq and is a predicted model, not a curated record. Gene Ontology annotation, molecular function: ubiquitin-protein transferase activity. The coding region runs from base 1 to 792 and encodes 263 amino acids. NCBI's taxonomy places the organism in Eukaryota, Metazoa, Chordata, Actinopteri, Perciformes, Percidae. Gene Ontology annotation, cellular component: nucleus.
AUGGUGCCGCCACCGGGCACGCGGUUCAGGUCGCUGCGGCUAGAGUUGCGGCUGACUCAGCAGUAUGUGUGCUUCUCUUCCUGUCAGCUGACUCGAAAGCAGUUACCGGGCCGAUGUUUCCGGCUGCAGAGCGUCCAGAUUUGUCCGAACGGUGCAGCCGCCGGGGUCAGAUGGGACAGAAACAUCCAGAUGUUGAGCAGCAGGACGCUGCACAUCCAUCGUGAUUUUCUGGCCAAUGCUGGGUGUCUAAGGCCUUUGAAACGCAUAGAAGACAAAGAUCUCUUGGUGGAGGAUAUCAUCAUGUUUCAGCUGGUUCAUCGAGUUAGUGGAGCACUUCAAAGGUUCAGGGAGGGGAUGAAGACCCUUGGUGUUCUUGAUGCAAUAAGAAUGCACCCAGAUGCUUUCAGACCGCUGUUUUGUCACGAGCCAUCCCCACUCACAGCGGAUGUACUAGAACGGUCAGCAGUGGGCAGGAACAAAAGAAGGCCAGAGGAAUGUGUGGUUGCAUUUUGGAGGGACUACCUGCUGGAUGUUGAGGAGCAAGAGGGACCCUUGCAACUUGGGGGUAUCCUGGCCUUUACGACGGGAGCAAACGAUAUUCCACCCCUGGGCUUCUCCCCACUACCUUCAGUGGUUUUUCUCCAUGAGCUGCCCCUCAGACAAGGCCGUCAUUUACCCCCCGCAAACACAUGCAUUAACUGCCUGCGGUUGCCAGUCCUGAAAAAAUUCGAGGAUUUUAAGGAAACUAUGGAUUUUGCAUUAAAAAACACUCAGGGAUUUGGUCAGGAAUGACUUCCGAGAACUCCUUAAUAUACAUUAUUAAAAUCUGUUGCCUGUUGAACUUGACUAAAUUGAAGAGGCAUCGUUGUCAAUAACUCACCAUUUCCUAAUACAUUAUUAAUGUCUUGUUUAAACAAUUAAAAAUGGAAUAAUCAUC